AAAACUCCGCGCCGCGGCGGUGGAGGAGGCGGCGGCGGCGGCAGAGGAGGAAAGGGAGGAGGAGGUGGUGGAGGAGAGGAGCAGGAGGAGGAGCAGCGGCGAGCCCGGGCGACGUCGGCGGGGCCCGAGCGCGGAGCCCCCGGGAUAGAGCGCGCACCGGGGUGUCCCGGCACCCCGCUCGCCCCGGGCCGCCGCGGAAGAUGGUGGCGGCGCCGUGCGCCCGGAGGCUGGCGCGGCGCUCGCACUCGGCGCUGCUGGCGGCGCUCAUGGUGCUGCUGCUGCAGACGCUGGUGGUGUGGAAUUUCAGCAGCCUGGACUCCGGGGCUGGAGAGCAGCGGCGCGCGGGGGCAGCGGCGGGAGCAGCCGAGCAGCAGCAGCCCGCGGCCCCGCGCCGGGAGCGCAGGGACCUGGCUGCCCAUCUGCCCGCAGCCCGCGGAGGACCUGGAGGCCGAGCCGGCGGAGGAGGAGCACGGGGAGGCGGCCCCGGAGGAGCCCGCGCACAGCAGCCUGCCAGCCGCGGGGCACUAGCCUCCCGGGCGAGGGAUCCACAACCAAGUCCACUGAUCACCCUAGAGACCCAGGAUGGCUACUUCUCUCACCGUCCCAAAGAGAAAGUUCGGACCGACAGCAACAAUGAGAACUCAGUCCCCAAGGACUUUGAGAAUGUGGAUAACAGCAACUUCGCCCCCAGGACCCAGAAGCAGAAACACCAGCCAGAGCUGGCAAAGAAGCCCCCCAGCAGGCAGAAAGAGCAUUUGCAGAGAAAGCUGGAUGCCCAGGACAAACGACAGGGCCAGUCAGUCCUGGGGAAAGGCCCCAAGGAGGUGCUGCCUCCUCGGGAGAAAGCCACAGGCAACAGUAGCCAAGGGAAGGAUCUCUCAAGACACAGCCAUGCCAGGAAGAGUGGUGGUGGUGGGUCCCCCGAAACCAAGUCUGACCAGGCCCCCAAGUGUGAUAUCUCUGGCAAGGAGGCCAUCUCAGCACUGACCCGCGCUAAGUCCAAGCAUUGUCGCCAGGAGAUUGCAGAAACCUACUGUCGCCACAAGCUGGGGCUGCUGAUGCCAGAGAAGGUGGCUCGAUUCUGUCCCCUAGAAGGCAAAGCCAACAAGAAUGUCCAGUGGGAUGAGGAUGCUGUGGAGUACAUGCCUGCCAACCCAGUCAGAAUCGCCUUUGUCCUGGUGGUCCAUGGCCGUGCCUCUCGACAGCUACAGCGCAUGUUCAAGGCCAUCUACCACAAAGACCAUUUCUACUAUAUCCAUGUGGAUAAGCGUUCCAAUUACCUGCAUCGGCAAGUGCUCCAGUUCUCCAGGCAGUACGACAAUGUCCGAGUCACCUCCUGGAGGAUGGCCACCAUUUGGGGUGGAGCCAGCCUCCUGUCCACCUACCUGCAGAGCAUGCGGGAUCUACUAGAGAUGACUGACUGGCCCUGGGACUUCUUCAUCAACCUCAGUGCUGCUGACUACCCCAUCAGGACAAAUGACCAGCUGGUAGCAUUUCUUUCCAGAUAUCGAGAUAUGAACUUCCUGAAGUCACAUGGCCGGGACAAUGCAAGGUUCAUCCGGAAGCAGGGCCUGGACCGCCUCUUCCUGGAGUGUGAUACACACAUGUGGCGCCUGGGGGACCGGCGGAUCCCAGAGGGCAUUGCUGUGGAUGGUGGUUCUGAUUGGUUCCUGCUAAACAGGAAGUUUGUAGAGUAUGUGGCAUUCUCCACAGAUGACCUGGUGACCAAGAUGAAGCAGUUCUACUCUUACACCCUUCUCCCUGCUGAGUCCUUUUUCCACACGGUUCUAGAGAACAGCCCCCACUGUGACACCAUGGUGGAUAACAACCUGCGCAUCACCAACUGGAACCGCAAGCUGGGCUGCAAGUGCCAGUACAAGCAUAUCGUGGACUGGUGCGGCUGCUCUCCCAAUGACUUCAAGCCUCAGGACUUCCAUCGCUUCCAGCAGACAGCCCGGCCCACCUUCUUUGCCCGAAAGUUCGAAGCCAUAGUGAACCAGGAGAUCAUUGGGCAGCUGGACUCUUACCUGUACGGGAACUAUCCUGCGGGCACCCCGGGCCUCCGCUCCUACUGGGAGAAUGUCUACGAUGAACCAGAUGGCAUCCACACCCUCAGCGAUGUAGCCCUCACCCUGUACCAUUCCUUCAUCCGUCUGGGUCUUCGAAGAGCUGAGUCAUCCCUACACACGGAUGGGGAGAACAGCUGCAGGUACUACCCAAUGGGCCACCCAGCUUCUGUCCAUCUCUACUUCCUUGCUGACCGAUUCCAGGGCUUUCUGAUCAAGCAUCACGUGACCAACCUUGCUGUGAGCAAACUGGAGACACUGGAGACAUGGAUGAUGCCAAAGAAAGUCUUCAAGGUCGCAAGUCCCCCCAGUGACUUUGGAAGGCUUCAGUUUUCUGAGGUUGGCACUGACUGGGAUGCCAAGGAGAGGCUGUUCCGGAACUUUGGUGGUCUUUUGGGGCCCAUGGAUGAGCCGGUGGGGAUGCAGAAAUGGGGAAAGGGGCCCAAUGUGACCGUGACUGUUAUUUGGGUGGAUCCUGUCAACGUCAUUGCAGCCACCUAUGAUAUCCUGAUUGAGUCCACUGCGGAAUUCACACACUACAAGCCCCCUUUGAAUCUGCCUCUGAGGCCUGGGGUCUGGACAGUGAAGAUUCUCCAUCACUGGGUGCCAGUGGCAGAGACCAAAUUCCUUGUGGCACCUUUGACCUUUUCCAACAAGCAGCCCAUCAAACCAGAGGAGGCUUUGAAGCUGCACAAUGGGCCACCUCGCAGUGCCUACAUGGAGCAGAGUUUCCAGAGCCUGAACCCAGUCCUCAGCCUGCACAUCAAUCCUGCCCAAGUCGAACAGGCCCGGAAGAAUGCAGCCUUCACCGGGACAGCGCUAGAAGCCUGGCUGGACUCGCUGGUGGGUGGGACUUGGACUGCCAUGGACAUCUGCACCACAGGCCCCACCGCCUGCCCAGUCAUGCAGACCUGCAGCCAAACAGCCUGGAGUUCCUUCAGCCCUGAUCCCAAGUCAGAGCUGGGUGCAGUCAAACCUGACGGACGGCUCAGGUAGCACUGGCC
This is a messenger RNA of Mus musculus (house mouse), 3070 nucleotides long. RefSeq names its product xylosyltransferase 1 (gene Xylt1). Gene Ontology annotation, biological process: proteoglycan biosynthetic process; heparan sulfate proteoglycan biosynthetic process. Gene Ontology annotation, cellular component: membrane; Golgi membrane. The coding region runs from base 201 to 3062 and encodes 953 amino acids. The record is from RefSeq and is marked validated. The transcript has 12 exons. Lineage: Eukaryota; Metazoa; Chordata; Mammalia; Rodentia; Muridae. Gene Ontology annotation, molecular function: protein xylosyltransferase activity; glycosyltransferase activity.